AUGAUUUUAGGAAUAAAAUUCUCGAAUUAUUAAAUAUAUUCAUUUGAUUUUAAUAACUUUUAGAAUCCUGAAAACGAAGAUAUUAUUGGAUUUACUGAUAAAGGCAAUGCUUUUGUCGUAAAAGAUCAAAGCAAAUUGAGUAAUGAGAUCCUCCCAACCCAUUUUAAACACCAUAACUUCAGUUCUUUUAUAAGAUAAUUAAAUAUGUAUGGAUUCAAGAAAAUUCGCAAUGUUAACAAUCAAAAUGAAUUUAGUCAUUAUUAUUUCAGACGAAACAUGGAGUAUUUGAAACAUCUUAAUCUAGAAACCUUUUAGUCAAUAUACCAAGGAGAAAUGGCGGGGUUAAGGCCAAAAAGGAAAAAUCCAUUAUAUUGAAAAAUAAAAAAGUGAAAUAAAUCCAGGAGGACCUAUUUGAGAAAUAUAAUUCUUUGAAAUAAGACAUUUAAAAUAUCAACAUUGAAUCCAACUUCAUAAGUAAACAAGUAGAAUAGGUAUAUUUUUGUAAUGCUAUUAGUUCUAAAACACUCAAUCCACGCUGCUUGAGUCCUAUCACUCUAUAUUCAUGGAAUUCAGUGUCAUCAAGAACAAGCGCCAAACCUAUAAUGAUUUGAUGUGCCAAUUGCUUUUUAAAUUGACCACUGCCUCUCCUAAUGAAUAAAUACAAAGUAUUAUAACCAAAUUAAUAAUUUAGACAUGGUUCAAAAAUUCAAUAAUACAAAUCAAAAUACUAUGAGCAACGGAGCUGGAAGUUCUGAUAACAACAACGAACAGAAUGGAGGAUCUAGUAAAGAUGGUAAUUCUAAACUUCUAUCAUAGAUACAAAUUAGAGCAAUGGAAGCAAUCCCCAAUUAGAAGAAGAAAGAAUAAAGUCUGUAUGA
Molecule: messenger RNA, 878 nt
Organism: Paramecium octaurelia
Lineage: Eukaryota; Ciliophora; Oligohymenophorea; Peniculida; Parameciidae
Source: the annotation of a GenBank genome assembly